AAAUAGUGAAAAUCAACUGAAAUAAUCCGUUUUUGUAUUGAUAUCACGUAUUCCAGAUCAGCAAUGAAGACAAUGAAUUUAGACUCUAGAAACUGAUUAAUUUUAUAUUACUGUCAUAGUAUACAACAUGAACAUGCAGUCUCGAAACAUUGAAAAAAUUAUCAAAAAUGAAUUCUGUGAAGUUAACUUUUGAUGAAGGCUUUUCUAUACACUAAUCCUGACAAUUAUUCAAUCAAUCAAUAAACCUGUUCAACGAUCAAUCAAUCAAGAUGAGUUUAUUUCGACGGAAGAAGACGGGAAAGGUUAUCCCUGUUAAAAUCAGUACGAUGGACGCAGAACUAGAGUUCAGUCUCGAUUAUAAGGCUACUGGCCAGGAACUCUUUGAUCUAGUAUGUAGAACUAUCGGUUUGCGUGAAACUUGGUAUUUCGGUCUUCAGUUUCAGGAUUGCAAGAAUUAUAUUGCCUGGUUGAAAUUAGACAAAAAGGUGAUGGAUCAGCCGGAUAUACUUAGUCAUUCCCCUGUUCAGUUCCUCUUCCUGGCCAAAUUCUAUCCAGAGGAUGUUUCUGAGGAGCUUGUUCAAGAAAUAACUCAACAUCUUUUCUUUCUACAGGUUAAACAAUCCAUACUGAACAUGGAUAUAUACUGUCCUCCUGAAGCUAGUGUACUGCUCGCCAGCUAUGCAGUACAGGCUAAGUAUGGGGACUAUGAUGAAGCUAGCUACCAACCUGGACUACUUGCUAACGAAGAUCUCCUGCCCCAACGUGUAAUUGAUCAGUAUAAGAUGACACGGGAGAUGUGGGAGGAAAGAAUUAAGGUUUGGUAUGCAGACCAUAGGGGAAUGUCUCGAGAUGAGGCUGAGAUGGAAUACUUGAAAAUAGCACAGGAUCUAGACAUGUGCGGUGUUAACUAUUUCCAGAUAUUUAACAAGAAGGAAUCAGAUCUAUGGUUGGGUGUCACAAAUCUAGGUUUAAAUAUUUACGAAAAUGAGAAUAAGUUAACUCCAAAAAUCAUGUUUCCCUGGUCCGAGAUCAGAAACAUCAGUUUUGAUGAUAAGAAAUUUAUAAUAAAAACCGUUGAUAAAUCCUCCUCAAACUUUACUUUCUACUCAAAGAAAUUGCGAAUGAAUAAACUGAUCCUUGAUUUAUGUAUUGGAAACCAUGAUUUAUUCAUGAAACGACGGAAGCCCGACACAAUGGAGGUUCAGCAAAUGAAAGCUCAGGCUAAAGAAGAAAAGCUGAGACGACAAAUAGAGCGGAGUAAACUAGCACGUGAGAAGCAGCUGAGAGAAGAGGUGGAGAGAGAGAAGGCAGCCUUGGAGACAAGGCUUAUACAAUACCAGGAGGAGGUUAGACAAGCUAAGGAAGCGCUACAGCGAAGUGAAGAGAGUGCUGAACUCCUGGCUGAGAAAUCUAUGGUAGCUCAUCAGGAAGCUAUGCUACUUCAGCAGAAAGCUAGUGAGGCUGAAGCUGAGGUACAGAGGAUCAAGGUUUCUGUAAUUAAAACUGAGGAGGAGAGGCAGCAUAUGGAGAGGAAGUCACGUGAGAGUGAGCUGGUCAUGCGCCGGAUACUAGAGGACGCUGAGCGGCGGAAGAACGAGGCGGAGAACCUCCGCCUGGAGGUUCAGCAGGCUAGGGAGGCGGAGAAGGAAGCAAAAAACAAACUUCUUGAGUUCUUGAAUAUCUCUGUAACAGAGAUGAAAGGUUCGCCUACAGGAGGUUCAGGGGGUACUCCGGCUCCCUCCUGGAAUACAGGGAACUCCUGGCAGAGGAACGGGUACUCUCCGGGGGACAUGGAGCGGAGACAAGGUUCAAAUCUGUCUCCAGAAUUUAUUCAUGAACUGAGGAACCAGAGUUUUGAUCAGGGGAAUCAGGGACACCAUGGAAACCAGUUCUCUUUACAUCUUCAGAAUGAGGAACUCACCCAGUCAGCAUUGGAUAUCAGUAAUGGUUUUAAUGGAAGGCAUCUAAGUCAUUUCUCUGUUCCCAACCUGUCCAUACCAGCCUACGCCCACAGGUUUGAUUUAUCCUCGUCUGUUUCCCAUGAAUUAAUGACAGAAAACGACAUGGAGGCGUUGUCCCUUGAGAUUGAGCGAGAACGCUGGCAGUAUUUGGAGAAGAGUAAAACUCUUCAAGAUCAGCUAAUCACAUUCAAAUCAGAGAUUGACGAACUCAAGGUUGAUGAGAAUAUGAGUGAACUUGAUAAACUACAUUCAGAGCAACAACAUCUGGGAGACAAUAAGUACUCAACUAUUCAGAAGAGGAAUAGAACCAAGAAUAUAAUACAACUAUAUAAACAAUACAAAUAGUAACUAACAAAAUGUAUGAAGCUUUAAUAUCAAAUAUUUAGAUGUUUUUCCAAAAAAAAAUUAUUUUACAAAAAAUCUGUCCAAAAAUCAGCAAGACCAAAAAGGCUGUUUAAUAGUAAGACGACAUUUAACAAUCAGUAUAUUUUAAGAAAAUAUUUUUACCAUUAGAUUGAAAAUUAAUUUCAAAGCGGAAACAGGGUUUUGAACACUGCACAAUCGCCGUGGACUUUUUAAAAUUAUAACUUGAUUCUUACAGUCGUCUUUAUGUAAAACUAUUCUGUGGGUCUCCUUCUAGAAUUAGAAAACGGUAAUUCUAGCCAACUAGAUCUCUAGUUAGAUCUAUCAAUAUCAAUCUUCAUUAAGAUCUAUGCAAAUAGAUUUACAGUAAUAUCUAUCAAUAUAGAUCUCUAGUUAGAUCUAUCAAUAUCAAUCUUCAUUAAGAUCUAUCUAAAUAGAUCUACAUAAGAUCUUUCAAUAUAGAUCUUUAGUUAGAUCUAUCAAUAUAAAUCUUCAUUAAGAUCUAUCCGAAUAGAUCUACAGUAAGCUCUAUCUCAAUAGAUCCACAGUAAGCUGUAUCCAAAUAGAUCUUCAGUAAAAGAUCUAUCCAAAUAGAUCUACAGUAAGCUCUAUCCAAAAAGAUCUACAGUAAGAUCUAUCCAAAUAGAUCUCUAGUUAUAUCUAUCAAUAUAAAUCUUCAUUAAGAUCUAUCCAAAUAGAUUUACAGUAAGCUCUAUCCAAAUAGAUCUUUAAUUAGAUCUAUCAAUAUAAAUCUUCAUUAAGAUGUAUCCUUAUAGAUCUUCAGUAAAAGAUCUAUCCAAAUAGAUCUACAGUAAGUUCUAACUAAAUAGAUCUUUAGUUAGAUCUAUCAAUAUAAAUCUUCAUUAAGAUCUAUCCAAAUAGAUCUUCAGUAAAAGAUCUUUCCAAAUAGAUCUACAGUAAGAUCUAUUCAAAUAGAUCUACAGUAAAAUCUAUUCAAAUAGAUCUACAGUAAGCUCUAUGCAAAUAGAUCUACAGUAAGAUCUAUCCAAAUAGAUCUCUAGUUAGAUUUAUCAACAUAAAUCUUCAUUAAGAUCUAUUAAUUAUUCAUUAAUAAUUGUGGUGUGAUAUAAAUGUGCCUUAUCUUAAAAAGUUGUUAAUUGUUGAAAUAUAUUUUACACAAACUUA
This is a messenger RNA of Eurytemora carolleeae, 3470 nucleotides long. RefSeq names its product merlin (gene Mer). The record is from RefSeq and is a predicted model, not a curated record. Gene Ontology annotation, cellular component: apical part of cell; cytoskeleton; filopodium. Lineage: Eukaryota; Metazoa; Arthropoda; Copepoda; Calanoida; Temoridae. Bases 270 to 2306 code for a protein of 678 amino acids. Gene Ontology annotation, molecular function: cell adhesion molecule binding; actin binding. Gene Ontology annotation, biological process: positive regulation of protein localization to early endosome; regulation of cell shape; positive regulation of early endosome to late endosome transport. The transcript is spliced from 22 exons.